AUGACUCCGAAACGUAAUAAGUUUUGGAAUCACAACAAUCCAGUGUCAUUACGGUCGAUUCUCCUAUACUACGUAAUAUUAUUAUCCACAACUGUAUCAGCAAAAAGGAAACUAACAGCUACCUCAUUAGUAACAUGUAUGGAAAAUUCUCAAUUAUCAGCAAACAAUUUCGAUGUCAUCUUCAAUCCAGACGAUAGAUCCCUCCAUUACACCUUAGAUAUGACCACUCAAAUAGAUUCUUACAUCACAGCCGAUAUCGACGUCUACGCCUACGGUUUUAAAAUCAUCACCAAGAACGUUGACCUUUGUAACAUCGAUUGGAAACAAUUCUGCCCCGUACAUCCAGGUAUCAUCGAAAUAGAUUCAAUAGAAUACAUCUCCAAAGAAUACGUAGAUGAAAUCCCAGGAAUUGCAUACACAGUCCCCGACAUUGACGCAUACGCAAAAAUUAAAGUAUACAACAAUCAUUCCGAAUAUUUAGCAUGCAUUCAAAUCUUCUUCUCUAACGGUAAAACAGUCUCACAAACUGGUGUCAAAUGGGCUACCGCGGUAGUCGCAGGUAUAGGUCUCCUUCUAUCAGCUACAUUAUCCACUUUCGGUAACUCCAUUGCCGCAUCACAUAUAUCAGCUAACACGAUGUCACUAUUCUUAUAUUUCCAAAGUGUGGUGGUCAUCGCAAUGGUGCACGUUCAUAGAGUGCCACCUAUCGCUGCUGCAUGGUCAGAAAACCUAGUUUGGUCCAUGGGAUUAAUCAAGAUUAAUUUCAUGCAAAGAAUAUUUAGAUGGUAUGUAGAAUCCACAGGAGGUACACCAGAUUUAUAUUUGACUGCAACUACUAUGUCUGUCUUGACUCAGAGAUCAAUUGAAUAUUUGAAAUCAUGGCCAUUGUUUAAAAGGGCUGAUAAUGUCCUUUAUGGGAAUCAAAAUACUUUGAUAUUUAGAGGUAUUAAAAGAUUGGCUUAUAGUAUGGGGAUUGAAAAUACUAGUAUUGUUUGUACUGGGUUUACAUUUUUCGUAUUAUGUGGGUACGUUUUAGCUGGGUUUAUUAUCGUUUGUAAAUAUUCCAUCGAGUUGGGGAUUAGAGUAGGAUGGAUUAAAGAUAGGAAUAAGUUUUCAGAAUUUAGAUCAAAUUGGAGACUAGUUUUGAAAGGUUCAUUGUUAAGGUAUGUUUAUAUUGGAUUUGUUCAAUUGACCAUUUUGAGUUUUUGGGAAUUCACAGAAAGAGAUUCAGCUGCAGUUAUCGUCAUUGCUUGUUUGUUCAUCAUCUUAUCAGUUGGAUUGAUGCUUUGGGCAGCUUAUAGAACUGUUUAUUUUGCAAAAAAAUCAAUUCAAAUGUAUAAUAAUCCGGCUGCUUUAUUAUACGGUGAUCAAUACGUUUUACAUAAAUAUGGGUUUUUCUAUACCAUGUUUAAUGCAAACCAUUAUUGGUGGAAUAUCGUUUUGUUAUCAUACGUCUUCGUCAAAUCUUUAUUCAUUGGUUUCUCUCAGGCUUCAGGAAUGACUCAAGCUUUAGUCAUUUGGUUGUUAGAUCUUUUCUAUUUCGUAGCAAUCAUUUAUUAUCAACCAUAUUUGGAUAAACCAACAAAUAUUAUGAACAUUUUGAUUGCCACUGUCACAGUCGUAAAUUCAUUCCUUUUCCUUUUCUUUUCAGAUUUAUUCGGUCAAAGUUAUAAAGUUUCUGCAAUUAUGGGUUGGAUAUUCUUUAUUAUGAAUGCAGCAUUUUCAUUCAUUUUAUUAAUGAUGAUAUUACUAUUCACUGGAUUAACAGUCUUCUCAAAGAACCCUGAUAUUAGAUUUAAACCAGCAAAGGAUGAUAGAACAUCGUUCCAAAGAACCUCGUUGAAGCCAGAUGGUACCAUUGAUAGAAAGGAAGCUAAUGAAUUAAUGGCAUUAGGUGUAGUAGCAAAUGAUCAUGGUCAAAAUUGGGAAAAUGAAUUAAUUCAAUCAAAUAAUGGUACCACCCUAGGCGGGAAAGAUUUAAUGUUUGAUGAAGAAAAACUUGAUUCUCCUUCAUCAAAUAGUAGAUUCAAUCGUUCGUCAUCGACACCUGAAAAUAAUAAUAAUAGCGAAUCCAAUUUCAAUGAAGAAAAAUCACCUUCGUUGUUUCCUGCUGGGUUAUUACGUAAAUUAUCAUUCAAGAAUAAAAAGAAUCCAGAUGCAGAACAUAUUGAUAGUUUAAAACGAAAUAAUAAUAUUGACACCAACAAUACAAGUUCAGCUGAAUUCUCUUCCAUUGCAGAUAAUGAUGAUGACGAUAAUAGGGAUGAUAUUCGCCCCAUCUCUCCUAAUAGGAAAGAAUACCCCGGUUUAUCACAUACAAGAAAACAAUCCGAUUCUCAAAAUGGGUUAAUUGAUUCAUUCGAUGAGGAACAAGAUUUACAAUUACGUCAACCACAACAAAAUAUUAUAGAAUCACCAUUUGAAGAUUCAAAUGCAUAUUCUACAUCUCCAAGCAUUAAUAAUAUUAAUAAUUCAAAUAUGAUAUCAAAAGAUAGUAGUAUAGAUACAAUGCCAACGACAACAAAUAAUAACGGCACGCAACCAACUGAUAUCUUUAAUAAUUCUUCAACUUAUCUAUGA
This is a messenger RNA of Naumovozyma dairenensis CBS 421, 2580 nucleotides long. RefSeq names its product putative flavin adenine dinucleotide transporter (gene FLC3). The record is from RefSeq and is a predicted model, not a curated record. The transcript has a single exon. NCBI's taxonomy places the organism in Eukaryota, Fungi, Ascomycota, Saccharomycetes, Saccharomycetales, Saccharomycetaceae. Gene Ontology annotation, biological process: transmembrane transport; fungal-type cell wall biogenesis. The coding region runs from base 1 to 2580 and encodes 859 amino acids.